This is a messenger RNA of Pelagomonas calceolata, 1164 nucleotides long. NCBI's taxonomy places the organism in Eukaryota, Pelagophyceae, Pelagomonadales, Pelagomonadaceae. The record is from the annotation of a GenBank genome assembly.
UGCUUGCCGCUGAGGCAGCUGAGACAGCUUGGCUCCUCCAGCAAGCUUGGCUCUCAGCCAAUUUUAGAGGGCGUCCGAGGAGCUACAGACAGCGUCAAUCCGGAUUCGUGUGGCCCCUCGACAGCUGAGAAAGCCUGAAGGUCUGCUCCUGCGCAGCUGCGCGCUGGUCUCGUACAGAGAGCAUCAGGCCUCUCCCAGAGUUGUCGGAGCAACCAUGGCCCGCGUGGUGGUGUCACUCGUCCUCACAACGCCAACGGCGCUCGCGUUGACGCUGCCGACGCGAUCCGCGCGUCUCCCAGGCCGGCGGGCUGUCGCCGUCGCCGCCGCGCCGGUUGCCGUCGCCGCCGCGCCCGCGGCGCUCCCAACACUCGCGGCAGCGUGCGCGGUGCCGACCUGUCUCGGCUUCUACAAGCGCGAAUACGGCGUGUCGUACGGCUACGGCCUGUCGAUUCUGAGCGCGGCGGGGCUCGUGCUGCGCGCGGAGCCCACGGGCAUCGCGCGCGCGCACGCGCUGGUGCACGUCUGCUACGGCGCGCGGCUCUGCGCGUUCCUGCUGUGGCGGGAGCUGUCGGUGGCCAAGUUCCGCAAGCUGCGCGAGAAGAUCGAGCGCUCGGCGCCGCAGGGCUCGCGCCUGAAGCGUGCGCCCUUCAUCAUCCAAUGCGGGCUCCUCUACUGGCUCAUGUCGCUGCCCGUCGUCGCGUCGGCGCGGGGCGCGGCGCCGGCGGGCCUCCGCGGGGCGCUCGCGGCGACGGCGUGUGUCGGAGCUUGGGCGGGCUUUGCGCUCGCGGCGGUCGGCGACGCGUACAAGAGCUUCGCCAAGAGAAGGGACCCCGGAAAACUCGUCACGGGAGGACCCUUCGUGCUCUUCCGCCAUCCAAACUACCAGGGCGAGCAGUUGUUGUGGCUCUCGAGCUGGGCCGUGGGGCUACUCCACAUGAAUUUGGGCGUCGCGUCGGCGGCGACGGCCUUCGCGUCGCUCCUCGGCUGCGCUGGAAUCCAGUUCGUACUGCUCCGCGCGACGACGAAUCUCGACGCGCGCCAGGCUGUCCAGUACGGCGACGACGCCGCGUACCGCUCCUGGAAGGCGUGGCGCGGCCCGAUCGCCAAGGCCGAGACGGGGUCCAAGACCGACGUCUCCGAAUUGUAUAACUAGUUGAAUCGUUA